This is a messenger RNA of Chaetomium globosum CBS 148.51, 1362 nucleotides long. RefSeq lists its product as uncharacterized. Bases 1 to 1362 code for a protein of 453 amino acids. The record is from RefSeq and is a predicted model, not a curated record. Gene Ontology annotation, molecular function: protein binding. Lineage: Eukaryota; Fungi; Ascomycota; Sordariomycetes; Sordariales; Chaetomiaceae. The transcript has 3 exons.
AUGAAUCCCGUAUUGACGAGCAGGCAGGCCGACGAACUGCACAAGUCGAUCGUUGCGUACCUGACGGCGAAUAACCUGUCCACCACCGCCGCUACAUUGAGGGAGGAGCUGAGCCUUGGAGAAGAUGUCUUCGAUGCGGAGAAAACAGCCAAAUACCAGAGCCUACUCGAGAAGAAAUGGACAAGCGUGGUCCGUUUACAGAAAAAGGUAAUGGAUCUUGAGUCCAGAAGCGUUGCAUUGCAAUCCGAGCUCGAACACUCAACGCCGGCAUCCCUCUCGAAACGUAAAGAUCCCACGAGCUGGCUUCCAAGAUCGCCUCCUCGACACUCGCUUGAGUCCCACCAAGCCAUCGUCAACUGCCUUGCAUUUCACCCGGUAUUCUCGUCACUAGCCUCUGGGUCCGAUGAUUCCACUGUCAAGAUAUGGGAUUGGGAACUGGGCGAGCUGGAAAGGACAUUAAAGGGUCACACGAGGGCCGUACUGGACAUCGACUUUGGGGGCCCAAGGGGCGCUAUCCUUCUCGCAUCUUGCAGCUCCGAUUCGACCAUCAAGCUGUGGGACCCAGCAGACGAGUACAAGAAUACCCGGACCUUGACCGGUCAUGAUCACAGCGUUAGUGCGGUCCGGUUCGUCACUAGCAGGCCUAGAUCCGAAAACCUACUUGUCAGCGCGAGCGGAGACAAGACGCUGAAAGUAUGGGACAUCACGGCCGGGUACUGCAUAAAAACACUGCAGGGCCACACCGGCUGGGUGCGGGACGUGGUUCCCUCACUGGACGGACGCUUUCUAUUGUCUUCCGGCACCGACCAGACGGCUCGGUUGUGGGACAUUUCCGCGGCAGACCCGGAAAGCAAGCUGGUUAUGGUCGGCCACGAGAACGGUAUCCGGUGCUGUGCCUUUGCCCCGCCGGCGUCCUACGUCCACAUGGCAGCGUUGGCCGGGCUGAAGAAGCCGCCGCCUUCGACCAGCACGGCAGAGUUCAUGGCGACCGGCUCCCGGGAUAAGACCAUCAAGCUGUGGAAUUCCACGGGCACCUGCAUCAAGACGUUGGUAGGCCACGACAACUGGGUAAGUGGUCUUGUGUUUCACCCAGGCGGCAAGUACCUGCUUUCUGUCGCCGACGACAAGACCCUGCGGUGCUGGGAUCUUGGUGACGACGGGCGUUGCGUGAAGGUGCUUGCCGAUGCGCAUGGCCAGUUCAUCACCUGUCUGCGCUGGGCACCGGGCAUCGUCAAGAAAGGGGCAGAUCAGGGUGCUGAGGAUACAGGGCCGCUGGAGAAGACGGCUCCGUCUGAGGUGCAGAUCCGCUGCCUUGUUGCGACGACGAGCGUGGAUAAGGUGGUGAGGAUCUUUGCCGAUUAG